AAGGUCCUUACGAAAUAAACAAAUUGGGGUCCUUUCUCGCGAUAGGCUAGCUGUGGAAACGGUGUUGCGAGUCACAUUGUUGUAACACAUCUGUGGUUCAUUUGGGAAAAAUAACACCAAUAUAUGUCGAUAAGAUUAUUUGGGAGAUGUUGAUGAAAUUGAAGUUUCUUUCGGGUUGGUCGUUUUCGCCCUAACUGGCCCACUAGUUCCGUUUUUGAACGUCGAAGGGUGUGUUUCUGUUGGGCCGCCGUUAGCAUAGCAGCAACGUUAGCCUCAGCGAAGCAGUUAAGCUAACGUUCUCAAACCCGCGUCAUCGUCGGUAUUCAACGUUAGCCAAAUAAAAACCAGAGGGAGGCGUUCAUGAGCAGCAAUGUCUGGCAUCGCUCUUAGCAGACUGUCUCAGGAGCGUAAAGCCUGGAGGAAAGACCACCCAUUCGGGUUUGUUGCUGUGCCCACAAAGAAUCCCGAUGGGACCAUGAAUCUGAUGAACUGGGAGUGUGCGAUUCCGGGGAAGAAAGGAACCUUGUGGGAAGGAGGGCUCUAUAAACUCAGAAUGCUGUUCAAAGAUGACUACCCUUCCUCACCACCAAAAUGCAAGUUUGAGCCACCAAUAUUCCACCCAAAUGUUUACCCAUCCGGCACUGUCUGUCUGUCCAUCCUGGAGGAGGACAAGGACUGGAGGCCCGCCAUCACCAUCAAACAGAUCCUGCUGGGAAUCCAGGAGCUGCUGAACGAGCCUAACAUUCAAGACCCCGCACAAGCAGAAGCUUACACAAUUUACUGUCAGAACAGGAUGGAUUAUGAGAAGCGGGUAAGAGCACAGGCCAAGAAGUUCGCCCCCACAUAGAGGGGGGAGCAGACCCCGUCUGAGCAGCCUCAACUGAUGGAGGUCACAAACAGGAGGCAGGCAGCACCCGACGGACCACUCCAAUAAGAAUCCCAUUUUGAGUAUUACCAUUCAAUUACAAAAGUGACGAGAGCCUGUGUCUCUUUUCUUCCUUUCUAUUUUUUAAACAACAAAAGUUCAAAAAGAUUCCAAUUCGAUCUUUAAGAAAUCAUUUCAACAUUUUUAAUGCUUAGCUGAUGACCACAGAGCGACUUUGUCAUGAGCUCAUUCAGGCCUCCAUUAAUACUGUAAGUCCGAGUAAUCAUAUCAACAGAGCUGUAGAAAUAAGAUGUCCAGGCCACUCUGUGUAGUUCAGUUGGCUGUGUCAGAAGAGGCGAGUUUGUUUAUUCUUAAACUUCCAGUUAUUUUUUUUUUCUUUUUCUAUUGAACCCAGAAGUAUUGUAGAUAGUUCAUGAUUAGGGGCACGAGCUGAGGUGAAGCCGUCGGAUGCACAAUGGCAGUAACAUCCUGCCGUUGUGCUCCUGAUCCCUCACUUCGUUCCGUGCCACACGUCCCUCCAAACCGAGUUCCCAGAAAAGCAUCUAAAGAAUACAUGUACGGAUCGUCCCUGGGCCGGUGCAUUGGUUCUAAGCUAAACUCUGGCAGGAAGCGGCGCUCAGUCCACCUCAGAGAAUAGAGGAACGAUUCUUAAGAUCACAUUAGUUUUCCAAUUUAAUUCUCUGCAAAUCCAUCUGGGAGUGAAAACUAUUCGUCCGGCGCAGUGGUGGAACUUCAUACACAUUCAACUCCGGUUUGUCAUCUGCUUUCCAAACUGCCGGCAGGACGAGACGUUGCAUAGUACGAGCAAGCUGUCGCCGCGUGCUGUAAACAGCGUACCAUCACGUUGGUGGUUCUUCUCCCACAAUGCUCACAAAGCAGAAACCAACCUGUGUGAAUCCCCAGAUGCUAUUACAACUCUUGAGUCCGACUGGCAAGCAGAAGCUGAGAGACCCUGAAUGGAGCCCCUCGACCAGCAGGAAGACGGAUGAAAGUGCACUCGGGAAGGCGAAGGCCAGAGAGUUUUUUGCCUCUAAGCGUAUGAGUGCAUGUACAUAAUAUAAAUAAUGACAAAUUGUGGAAGUUAUGUUUUAUAUUGUUUUAGCCAGUUGACAUUUGUGUGUGGUAUUAUGACAAAAAAAACACAAUAAAUGGCAUAAAAUUGUGAAAUAAA
Molecule: messenger RNA, 2057 nt
Organism: Pungitius pungitius (ninespine stickleback)
Lineage: Eukaryota; Metazoa; Chordata; Actinopteri; Perciformes; Gasterosteidae
Product: SUMO-conjugating enzyme UBC9-like
Exons: 7
Coding region: 371-847 (158 amino acids)
Biological process (GO): protein sumoylation
Cellular component (GO): nucleus
Molecular function (GO): SUMO conjugating enzyme activity
Source: RefSeq, a predicted model, not a curated record